Chlamydomonas reinhardtii is the source of this 5952-nucleotide messenger RNA. RefSeq lists its product as uncharacterized. The coding region runs from base 380 to 4051 and encodes 1223 amino acids. The record is from RefSeq and is a predicted model, not a curated record. Gene Ontology annotation, molecular function: 3',5'-cyclic-nucleotide phosphodiesterase activity. Lineage: Eukaryota; Viridiplantae; Chlorophyta; Chlorophyceae; Chlamydomonadales; Chlamydomonadaceae. The transcript is spliced from 22 exons. Gene Ontology annotation, biological process: signal transduction.
AGCGGCCCGCUAGCGUUCGGGCGUUCGGCCGAUUGCUAACUGCAUUGAGGCUCUGGUUCUGAGCACGACGUUGCUUGUCGUCACUCAUAUAUUGUUGAUAUGCAUUGAACGCGCUCUGAUAAAAGCGCCUACACACAGGCCAGGUAUCACUUCACUCACUGGCUUACUUAAACUCAUGUCGCUCACUCAGCCUCUCUGUUCGACGCCUGCACCUGAGACUCAGUGUGCCACAAAGCUGCUUCUACAGUAGCUUGAGAGCAGCGUUGAAGGAAAAGGGCUUGCGGCCCUGUCUUCAGUGGACGCCCCUGCAAUGCGAACACAAAAGGCGCCCAGGUGUUUACGGCUCCAUGAUAUAUGGAAAGGAGUAUUAUCGGAUGUCAUGGCCACGCUUCGUGUGGUGCGGGAGCACCCCUCCAUCGCCCUCGUCCCCCUCAUCGCCCUUGGACUCAUCCUGGGCGUGGGCAUAUGGGGCAUACAACGCGUGGCGGUUGUGGCUACGGACAGCGCAAAGGACCGAGCGAGCGCGCUGGCCAUCGACACGGCUGGGUGGUACAGGCAGCAGCUGAGCAGCGCCAGCAGCAGUGUGGUGUUGAUGGCUGACAUGGUGGUGCACGCGCGCGGCCAGUACGCGGCGGUGCAGGAGCUGUUUGGGGGACUGGCGCCGUCAGUGCUCUCGCAGGCCGGGCCGAACAUCACGAAGAUGCUCCAAUUCGUUCCCAACGGCGUUGUCCGCGACAUCUACCCGCUCACCGGCAACAACGCCGGCGUCGCGGGCUUCAACUUGUUCGGUGCGCCUGGCGACCGGGACGGCGCGGUGGCGACUGUGCGCGAGCAGUCCAUGACUCUGGUGGGGCCACUCAAAUUCUACGAGGGCGGCUACGGAGUCAUCGUGCGAGUGCCGGUGUUCGUGCCAGGCGUCGACGCAAAUGAGACGUUUGGUCUGCCCGACCCGCUGGACCCCUACUGCGGCGGCCCCUGCGCCUACAACGCCACCACCCGGACGGCCUUCUGGGGCUUUUCCGCCGGCGUGAUUGACCUUGAGGCCAUCAACGCCAUGCCCGACUCCAAGCCUCGAAUGCUGCAAUCCAUGGGCCACCGCUACGAGAUACGCGCGAUGGGCAUCGCGGACGCAGGCCUUCGCGUGGUGGCGGCCAGCGACCGGCCCCCUGUGGACCCGGUCGAGGCCAUCAUCAGCCUGCCCAACAACCAGUGGGUGGUGCGGGUGGCGCCCGACGAAGGCUGGACCCACGCCUCAUACGACGGCCUCUUGGCGGGGGUGGUGUUGGUGGCGGUGUUGGUGGCGGCGCUGCUGUUCGCGGCGCUGCUGUCGAGGCACCGCCACCAGGACCUGCUUGAGGCUCUGCUGCCCAAAGAGAUCAUCCGCGACCUGCACAGCAACCAGCACAGCCUGCUGGGCAGCCGCCUGCUGAACGCAGAGACUACCGCGGACAUGCUUCUGGGCCUGCUGGGUCAGCUGCUUGAGAACCAGAUGCCCAGCCUGCGCGAUGUGGUGUACUGCCGCCAGGCCAUCAUCCGCCGCACUGAGAUCUACGCGCCCAUCGCGCUGGGGCAGCACAUCCGCAACGCAAAGCUGGACGCCGACGUAACGCGGCUGCUGAUGCACCAGCUGGGCGGCACCAGCGGCUCCGGCUCCGGCUCCGACCUGCAGCUGGGUGCGGAGGCGGCGGACUCCUCCCCCGCGGCGCGGGCGGCAGCAGCCGACGACUCCGACCUGGCAGCGGCCCUGGCGGCGGCGCGGCUGCAGCAGCACCUGGAUAGCCUGCCUGAGGGGGACGAGCUGGUGGCCGGCAUGACGGCGCCGGGCAGCGGCACAGGCCGCCGCAUAGGCCGCGUUACGGAGCUAGCGCCCCGCCGCGGCAGCCACCUGGUCGUGGAUGCGGACUUUGACAGCGUGCAAGGCGCCCUGGCUGCCAUCCUGGCGCCGCAGCUAGGCUGGCUGGACGCCGGACCCGACGACCUGGAUGCGGCGUCGGACGCGGCGCUACCCACACUGGACAACGAGGCGCGCGCUCCGGGCGAGGUCCAGCGAGGUGGCGGCGGCUUCGCCGGCUGCGCCAGUGAUGCGGCGUUGCAGUCCACGGGCGGACUGGGCGCCGCCACCACCACCACUGGCACCGGCGGCACGAGCAGCAUGUUCAGUGGGGCCUUAUCCCUCACGCGCGGCACCUCCCUCACCUCCCUCACAUCCAGCGCCGCGCCGCCGCCGCCGCCCGGUACGACCGUCGCCGCGCCGUGCCUCGCCAGCCCCGUACCCAGCGCUGUGGUGCAGCUCCAGCAGCUCCAGCUUCAUCAGCAGCAGCCGGUAGCGGUGGCGGCACAUGUGCUAGAUGUGCCCCCUCCCGUGCCGCCGGCCGCCGGCAGCGGCAGCGGCAGCGGCAGCGGCAGCGAGCUGGGUGUGGGCGGUCAGGUGGAGCUGCCUGGUGCCACCGGGCAGCCGGGAGACCAGGAUGGUGACGACGGGGGGCCCGCGGACGCCACCAUCAUUUCGGCGGCCGCGGCGUCGUCGUCGCUGCUGCUGAUGGAUGACGGCGUCGGCAUGCCGCCGCCGGACACCGCCGUCGCAGCGGCGGCCUCAGGCAUCGCCGCGCCGGUUGCGAUGCCAGCGUCCGCGCCCAACCCCUCCACUCCGCGCUCGGCUGCAGGUCUAGUGGUGCCGGCAGACGAUCUCACGGACGCCGCAGCCGAAUCCACGCUCGGCGCAGGGCUCAGCGCCAGCUACCGCGGCGCAGGCAGCCACUCGCGCUCCACUCGCUCCACGACUGACAUUGGGAUGCGGCUGCUGCCGUCCUGCAAUGGCCGGCCGUCCAUCCAGGGCGGCGGCUCGGCCCGGCCCAGCCUGGCUGGGGCAGGCGGCGGCAGCUCGGCAGGCGCCAACACGGCGUUGAUCGCGGCGCUCACGCGGAAGCAGCUCGCUGUGUCUUCGCCGCCACCGCCACCGCCCGUGAUUGAGGAGGUUGAGAAGGUGCUGGCGGGCGCGGACGGCUGGCAGUUUGACACGUGGCGGCUUCGUGAAGUUACCAACGGCCACCCGCUGUCGGCUCUGGGCUUCUUCCUCAUCCAGCGGGCCGGACUCAUACCGCGCCUCAAACUCAAGCCCGCAGUGCUGGCCAGGCUGCUGCGGCACAUCGAGGCGGGAUAUGUGGACAACCCCUACCACAGCGCCACGCACGCCGCCGACGUGCUGCAGACGCUGCACGUGAUCAUCCACGGCGCGCAGCUGCACGUGCACUACCUGGACCCGCUGGGGCUGUUUGCGGCGUACUGGGCGGCGAUCGUGCAUGACUAUGGCCACCCCGGCCUCACCAAUGACUUCCUCAUCGCCACCUCGGACCCGCUGGCGGUGCGCUACAACGACCGCUCGCCGCUGGAGAACCACCACUCUGCUGCGUCCUUCUCGGCGCUGCGGCGGCCGGGUCUGGACGUCUUGGCACCGCUGAGCACGGAGCAGAAGGGCGCCUUCCGCAAGCAGGUGAUUGAAAUGGUCCUGGCCACGGACAUGAAGCAGCACUUCUCGCUGCUCUCCCACUUCAACACGGUCCACCGCCUUGCCAACUUCAACAAGCCCCCAGCAGCCACGCCUGGCGCUGCAACUCCUGUGGUCCGGCUGGGCAGCAACCUUGCCACCGAGUUUGUGACGACCGCUGCGGGCAGUGUGGAGGACGCACCGCACCCUGCCGACGACACGCAGAGGCUGUUGGGCCUACAGAUUGCCAUCAAGGCCGCCGACAUUGGUCACCUGGGCGAGUCGCACGAGGUGCACAAGCGCUGGCUCUCGGGGCUGGAGGAGGAGUUCUUCCGCCAGGGCGACAAGGAGAGGGAGCUGGGCAUCCCCAUCAGCCCGCUCUUCGACCGCGCCAAGCAGGGCGUGAGCAAGAGCCAAGUGGGGUUCUACGACUUUGUGGCCCUGCCGCUGGUGCACGCGCUUGCGGGCGCGUUCCCCGGGACGCAACCGCUCAAGGCAUCCUUUGAGGCAAAUUACCGCGUGUAUCGGCGCGCAGCGGCUGCCGAAGCAAGCGGAUCAGGAAAGUAGCCAUGAGGAGUGGCGACGGGGGCGAGGCGCCAAGGGGUGCGGGAGCAAGGAGCAGCGCGCACAACAAGCCGCAUGAAAAAGCCGAGCGGCAUCCCCAAGCAGCGGCGUCGUUCCGCUGGCGGGACUGAUCCCUGCUGCUGGUCUUCAUGACCUCCAGACCAUUAUUACUGAUGUCAUGGCACUUACAUUAGCCGCAUUCAAGAUACGACGUAGCCAAAACGCGAAAUUGAGCGUCGUGCUGCGGUGUGCUGUGGUGUGCUGUGCACCUUGGUCUGGGCCGCGGGAAGGUGCUGUGGCCAGGCCGGAGGGCAGUGGAGGCCAGAUGCUUGCGUCUUGUAGCGAGGGCUUGCAGCUUUUGCUUUGCUGUGCCGCCUGCCGGACCGCACGUCAAAAGGAGCGUUUGUACCACAAAGGACACACGUGUUGAUGUUUAUCAUCAUCAGAGAAUGGUAGCCUGACUCUGGCAUGAGCAUAUGCUGCCCACGCCUAGUGGCAGGUGAGCAUACGGGUUUUAAUAUAAUAUGAAUGGUUGAAGGCGACAGCAGUAUAGUGGGUCCUAAUGCGUGCUGGUCAUUCAUCACGCCACCUGUUGUGGGCUAGGCAAUGGAUGUACGCAUGGCGCACGCACGCAUUGGGGAUCUUUAUCAGUUGCACGCAAAGCGCAUCUUCCAACUCCAUUUACCUCUCUGAUCCACCCUACCAUCGUUUACUAUUUAGUUUACUAUUAACGCAACAGCUAAGCAUGGCGUGCGUUGAGCAACCUUUUGUUCAGGGUGCUGUGAUGCACGACGUUGAUGAGGGCAUUAUUCAUUAUGGGCACCUCUCGGCAACAGGUCCUGAUUGUUACGCUGCCACUGUUGCUUCUGUCAUCGUCAUGAUGAGUUGGUGGAAUGAAGGCAGGGCCGGACAUGCGCGCAGUGUGGCUGGGUUUGAUGCAUGAUGCGUGCAUUGCUGCAAGGCACCAAUGGAAUUGGACAGGCAUGCUUAUGAUGUGCCCGGAGCUGCAAGGUCUUGCGUCAUCCGAGGGUGUGAUGGGAACCGGUCAGGUAAGGGCCCUGGGGUUGACAAUGCGCACAGCAUCAUACGGUGCGAGUGCGCAGGUUGUGAGGGAUGAGUCUUGCUGGAGCCGGCAUUUCGAACGUGACAAGGACGGUGUAUGUAGUAAAUGGUACAUCCUCAGCGUAAUGUUUGAAUGUCUAGCAUGAAAGGGUGUGCCAUCUGGGGAGGUCCAUAUGCUUUCUUUGGAGCUUGCAAGCACGUUAGGACUGCCAUCCGCCGUGCUUAGCCUGUCUUUUCGUGUCUGCGAGCGCCACGUAAUAUUACUUGCUCGGCAGCGCACGCGCCAGGGUUGGUGGCUUGAUGCCCACUCUGGUCAAGAGUUAUGCAUUGCAGGUACGUACUUGCCGCCCCGGAGAGAACUCACAUGCACUCAUGCUCAGUAUGCCUCUGAAAGAUGUGAGGUUGCAGGGGCAGGACAGCCCUGCUGGGCAGUCAAUGUACGCCAUUUCUUGAUGACGACGGCGUUGCGGUGUAUGGUUGCGAUGUUACAAGCGGGGACAAUCCGCGUGUGCAAACACACAGAGGCCUUCGAAACAGCAGUGUUAUGAAGUUGGGUUGCCAACAUUGAGACCAUGUAGGCCACUAUGCGGGGAGUCCGUCAGCCAGGCCACAGGACACAGCCGCUGUGGCGCUGUCCGUCGCAGGCGAUCCAGGCGAGUUUAAGCUGCAGUUGGAGCUUGGGUUGAGGCUGAUAGUGCUUUGGCUAGGUCGUACCCUUUACUCCGGCGUCUGGUGCUGCUGGGAACAGGGCAUGCAGGGUAGGAGAGUCUUGCACUCUUGGUUACAGAUGGUUACAUGAGGGACUCGCUGACGUAAGUUCGCUCGUGUAACGAAGGGAGUAC